Eruca vesicaria subsp. sativa (arugula) is the source of this 1579-nucleotide messenger RNA. The record is from the annotation of a GenBank genome assembly. Lineage: Eukaryota; Viridiplantae; Streptophyta; Magnoliopsida; Brassicales; Brassicaceae.
CACAUUCUUGAUGCUUGAGAGUUCUGUAAAGAUUGUUUGUCUGAAGCAACAAUGGAGGAGAAGAAACUGAAUUUAGAUUCUCCGUUUCUAUCCGUGAGGCGAAUCCCAACGAAACUAGAGAACCCAAGCGACUCAGAGAACACAAAGAAGAAGCAGACGACGACCAGGAGGAAAAAAGUCAAAGAUUCAUGUCAAGAAACUGAGCAGGAAACUCGGGUCCGAUUAUUACGAGAUGACAGGAGCUUCGAUCAUGUAAUAGAACCAUCUCUAGUUCCAUUUCUGUGGGAACAAACACCUGGAAAACCAAAGGAUCAUCAUGCAAUGAUCGAAGAAUUAGACGUAAUCAAAGCUUUGGAGAUGGUUUCUUCAACCGCAAGCUUUUCUGUUAAUUGUAGUACAAACGGGGUAAGUGAUGAGUUGGAGAAGAAUGGAGAUAGGUCAAGCAAUGUAUCAAAAGAUGACGUCAUUCUUGAAUAUCGUGACCACAUCAUGGCGAGAUUUUUACCAGCCGCGAAAGCAAUUGCCUUAAAACAGAAGAAAGGAACUUCUCGAGACCAAGAAGCGAAGAUGAUGAAGAAGAAGGAAAAGAAUCGGAUCAUUGCUCUACAGAGAGUCUCCAUGGCCAUCAAUCAAGAUCUAAACAAUGAUUAUUAUGAUCAUAACCAUGUUGAUGAAGCAGUCCAUGCAAGUGAUUCCAAGAAAGCUAUGUUUGGGUUCUUGCCAAGCUUCUGUUCCAAGAACUCACUGGAUGUUCUUAAUCCGAUUCUUUCUCGGGUCAAGACUUGUCAGAAUCUUGCGGUAAAACCUAGCAAAAUCAUAAACCCUAAAACUCAAGAUUAUGUUUAUAAAACUAAAUCAAAAUCAUCACCAAUAAUCUUGAGAUCAAACAAGGUUACGAGUAAGCCUCAAGAACUUUAUCCGAUACCAAGAUUUUCAGCAAAGGUUUCAACAAGAAAUUCUACAAGGUUGCAAAGAACAUCGAGUAAUCGGAUUAAGAGACAAGAUACGAGGGUUAUUGCAGAGGGGGUAAAGAGAAUGAGGAACAAAAACAAAAACACAGGUCAGAGAAUAUCUCUGUUUCUCAACCUCCGUUGCCUAAAACUCCUUCAGAGUCGUGGCUUUGCCGGACACUUCCUAGAAGCUUGGCCGUCAGCAUCAUCGUUCCAGGUCAAUUACCCGUUGUUCACUACGGUCAAGAAACAGGUUUGAGGAAGAUGGAUCAAAAGUCUACAAAAUGGGAGACGAUUGUUAAAACAUCGUAUAAACACCAUGACAAUGUACGCUACUCAGAGGAGCUUACUGUUGUUCAUCCCUCUCGCCAACACAAACUAUGAACCGGAAUCAUUUAUUCCGGUACAGUAAAAUUUAAUGAUAUAUAAUCAAUGUUAUAAUUACGAUUGUGGUAUGUGUGUUAAAAAAGAAAAACAAUCUCUACAACUGGUAAUAAUGUCGGAUCAAUCCAAACUCCGUGUCGGACCGGAUUGGGAUUAGGUCGGAAACAUAUAGCCACAUUUGCCAUCACUAUCAACAUUAUUAUUAUCACUAUCCUCUAUCACAGUAUGUAAGAAUGUGAAUUGAU